AGCAAGAAGCUAAGCUAGUGCUGAGGAAGAACAAGAAAAUGUGCGAUGGCUUCAGUGUGUUGUUUCACUUCAUCACUUGUUCCUCUACAUCGCCCCAUUCAUCAAUUCUCUUCAUUUCUCACAAUCCCAAAUAACAAAAAUACAUCUGCAACUGCAACUGCCAUUGUUCCUUCAACCUCAAUGAAGAACUCAAAGACCGUGUGGAUAUGGACCACUACCCAGCACGUCAUGACUUCUGCUCUUGAGAGAGGAUGGAACACUUUCCUCUUCUCCUCUCCCCAUCAAAACCUUGCUCACCAUUGGUCCUCCGUUGCAGUAAUAUUCCCCCUUUUUGUUGGUGAAGGAGAGAUUUUGGAUGGACAAGGUAAAAGGGUAGCCUCAGUCAUUGAUGUUUCGACUCCAGAGGAACUAGAGCGCCUUAGACCUGAGGAUGAGCAAUCAGAGAACAUUGUAGUUAAUCUGUUGGAUUGGCAGGUAAUACCUGCAGAGAAUAUAAUCGCCGCAUUUCAUAACAGCCAGAAGAGAGUGUUUGCGAUCUCCAACAGUACAUCCAAAGCCAAGAUUUUUCUUGAGGCACUUGAACAUGGUUUAGAUGGAAUAGUCUUAAAAGUAGAAGAUGUCGAACAUGUUCUUGAGCUAAAGGAAUAUUUUGACAAAAGAGCCGAAGAAAGCAAUCUACUGAGCUUGACCAAAGCCACCGUGACACGCAUUCAGGUGGCUGGAAUGGGGGAUCGUGUUUGUGUAGAUCUUUGCAGUCUUAUGAAACCUGGUGAAGGACUUAUGGUUGGAUCUUUCGCUAGAGGAUUAUUUCUUGUUCACUCAGAAUGCUUGGAAUCAAAUUAUAUUGCAAGCAGGCCUUUUCGGGUGAAUGCUGGACCAGUACAUGCCUAUGUUGCUGUUCCUGGAGGAAGAACGUGCUACCUGUCAGAACUGAAAUCAGGAAAAGAAGUUAUUGUAGUUGAUCAGCAGGGCCGGCAACGAGUCGCAAUUGUCGGGCGUGUUAAGAUAGAGACUAGACCGCUAAUCCUCGUGGAGGCAAAGAGAGACUCAGAUAGUCAAACUGUCAGCAUCCUUUUGCAGAAUGCAGAAACCGUAGCCUUGAUUUGUCCGCCGCAAGGUGAAGCCCUGUCAAAAACAGCUGUUCCGGUGACAUCACUCAAAGUCGGAGACGAAAUUCUGUUACGAGUGCAAGGAGGGGCUCGGCAUACAGGAAUAGAGAUUCAAGAAUUCAUACAGGGGAGGAACUAGAAGCAAUUGGUUUUGCCGGGUGGCGAACCAAGCAGCGAAAGGGUGCACCUCUGAGUUCCAAGACAUGGAACGGUUCAGGCCUUGAUCAAGAGUGUUAUGAAGCUGAGAGUUAACAGAUUGUUACAGGCUAUUACAUGCUUUAUACCUUCAUCAAUCAUCAUGAUUUUAAUGUUACAAAAAAAUGUGUUAGUAAAUAAUUUCUUAGAAAAAGUGUAUCUUACGCCUGAAACUAGAAGCUCGUUUUUAUUUAUUUAUUGAUUUUAGUUUACG
Messenger RNA from Arachis stenosperma, 1518 nucleotides. RefSeq lists its product as uncharacterized. Gene Ontology annotation, molecular function: oxidoreductase activity; 3-dehydroquinate synthase activity. The record is from RefSeq and is a predicted model, not a curated record. Gene Ontology annotation, biological process: aromatic amino acid biosynthetic process. The transcript has 10 exons. Bases 46 to 1248 code for a protein of 400 amino acids. NCBI's taxonomy places the organism in Eukaryota, Viridiplantae, Streptophyta, Magnoliopsida, Fabales, Fabaceae.